AAGAAGUUUGUCAUGAGCUCCCUGAAUUCAACUGUUUCAACAAAUUCCACGUUUGUUCGACCUCAGUUCUUUUACAUCAAUGGCUUUUCUAACAUUCCACAUGUUAAGUUCUACUUCAUUUUCUUGUGUUUUGUUUAUACAGUAACUGUAAUAGCAAACUCUUUCAUCAUGUUCAUUAUAUUUAUGAACCAAAACCUUCACACCCCUAAAUAUUCGGCUGUUUUUAAUUUAGCUGUAGUUGAUAUGGGUGGCAGCACAGCUCUUAUUCCUAAAAUGAUUGAGACUUUCUUAUUUGAUUCUCAGUUCAUAACAUAUGAAGCUUGCUUGGUCAAUAUGUUUUUUGUGCAUUUGUUUACUUUCAUGCAGUCACUAACUCUUCUUGCACUUGCCUACGAUAGAUUUGUUGCUAUAUGCUUUCCGUUAAAUUAUCACAGUGUUAUCACUAAUGGAAAGAUGGUUUUGAUUUUGGCAAUAAUAUGGAUUAUGACAGCUGGCCUUAUGCUAAUAGCUGUAGGUUUAGUUACAAGACUGUCAUUCUGUAAAUCUAUUGUCAUAAACAGCUAUUUUUGUGAUCAUGGGCCUGUGUGUCAAUUAGCUUGUAACAGCAAUUCUCCAAAUCAUAUUUAUGCACAGUUUUGUAUUUCAAUUGUCCUCUUUAUACCAUUAAUUCUGAUUGCACUAUCCUAUAUGUGUAUUGUGUUUGCGUUGUUGAAAAUUGCAUCAGGAGAAGAGCGUUUAAGAGCAAUGAAAACUUGCACCUCCCAUCUAAUCUUAGUGGCAGUGUUUUAUCUUCCCAUAUGUGGAACCUACCUUGCUGCGAUACUAUCUACCAUUCAUCCAGAUGCCAGAAUAUUAAAUACAUCCUUAUCUUCUACUAUUCCACCAAUGCUGAACCCCAUCAUUUACACAUUAAAAACCGAGGAGAUUUUGGAAACAGUUAAAAGGCUUUACAAUAGAAACAAGAUAUCGGCAGCUUUUUGA
Molecule: messenger RNA, 981 nt
Organism: Lepisosteus oculatus (spotted gar)
Lineage: Eukaryota; Metazoa; Chordata; Actinopteri; Semionotiformes; Lepisosteidae
Source: RefSeq, a predicted model, not a curated record